This is a messenger RNA of Tripterygium wilfordii, 1394 nucleotides long. RefSeq names its product dof zinc finger protein DOF2.1-like. NCBI's taxonomy places the organism in Eukaryota, Viridiplantae, Streptophyta, Magnoliopsida, Celastrales, Celastraceae. The coding region runs from base 256 to 1131 and encodes 291 amino acids. The transcript is spliced from 2 exons. Gene Ontology annotation, biological process: regulation of DNA-templated transcription. The record is from RefSeq and is a predicted model, not a curated record. Gene Ontology annotation, molecular function: DNA binding; DNA-binding transcription factor activity.
UACAUAUACAUAUACAUAUAUAUAUACAUAUACAUAUACAUACACAAUAAAUCUCGAUCGUCUCGUACGGGAAGUCAUCAUUACCUUCUCUCUCUCUUGGGAUUGCUUUAUAUAUGUCGUUGGGUGGGAGCUUUGUUUCUUCACUUUGCAUGACUACUGCCUAGCAAUCUCUCCCUCUCCCCUCUCUCUCCCAAACAAAAACAAAACUCUCUCAACUGAUCAAUAGAAGUGUUAUAGCUUUUGAUAUUGUAUGUAAUGGAUCCUAGUGGACAACACCAGGAAAUGCAGGCCAAUUCACUGGAAAACAUGUUGGUUUGCUCAAAAACACAGCAAGAGAGAAAGCCAAGACCACAACCAGAACAAGCACUCAAAUGUCCAAGAUGUGAUUCUACCAACACCAAGUUCUGUUACUACAACAACUACAGCCUCUCUCAACCAAGGUACUUUUGCAAGUCAUGCAGAAGGUACUGGACUAAAGGAGGAACGCUGAGAAAUGUUCCAGUGGGUGGAGGGUGCAGGAAGAACAAGAGAUCAUCAUCUUCAUCAUCAAAGAAAUCUCAAGAUCAACCACUCAUCACAACCAAUCCCAAUAACCCACUCACCACAUUCCCACUGAGAUAUGACCACAAUGACCUAACUCUCGCAUUUGCUAGGCUCCAAAAGCAGUCAAGUGGGUUUGAUGAAACUGGUCUUUCUCUAAUUGGAAACCCAAUUGAUCAUGUUGUGGGAAACCCAACUAGCAUUCACAAUUCUGCUUCGACACCAGCAUUUCUUGAUGCACUUAGGAGUGGAUUUCUUGACACCCAGAACAAUUUUCAGAAUUUUUAUUAUGGGUUUGGGAAUGGAAGCUUGGGAGAGGUGGAUAAUAAUUGUGGAGGAGUUAGUGGUGAAAUGGGUAGUUUGCCUUAUGAAGACAUGAGUAGUGGAGCAACAACACCAGCAGUGACAAUGAAGCAAGAGCUCUGCAAUGGAAGAGAAAGUGACAGCAGUAGGGUCUUGUGGGGGUUCCCAUGGCAGCUCAAUGAAGCUAACAACAAUAACAUUAAUGGUGAUCUUGAUUCAGGAAGAGAGAGCUGGAAUGGACUUGGUACUUCAACUUGGCAUGGAUUAAUUAACAGCCCCUUAAUGUAGACUUAAUUAAAACUCUCAGUUUUUAAUCUCUUGAUGAGUAUUGUGUUAGUGGAGAAUCUGAUUCCACUUGAAUCAACUAUGUUUCAAAUUGUUUCUUUUCUUUUUUUGGGUUCAAGUUUCCUUUAUUGGUUUAUAAACUAAUGAAAAACCCUCGAUUUGUUUCUGUUUUGGAGAAAAAUAGUGAAGGAUUGAGAGUGCUAUUUCAUGGUUUUUGCAGUCUGAACUCUCUGAACAUGUUGAAAGAAGAUUGUUGCAGGACCUGU